Molecule: messenger RNA, 1371 nt
Organism: Candidula unifasciata
Lineage: Eukaryota; Metazoa; Mollusca; Gastropoda; Stylommatophora; Geomitridae
Source: the annotation of a GenBank genome assembly
AUGUUUGGCCUGAACAGACUUAAUCGCACACAUCGUUUGAUUCUGGGGAUUAUCAUAUUGCUCAUCGUCGAUGUGAUUUGGGUUGUAUCCGCAGAAAUUACCAAGUUCAUUUUCCAAGACACAGACUACAAGAAAGCAUUCUUCACCACCUAUGUCAAGACUGUCAUGUUUUCCAUGUAUUUGUUUGGUUUCAUUGUUUGGAAGCCAUGGAGGGACCAGUGCUGCAAUAAAGUGGUUAAUGGGGAGGAAGUGGGUUCAGUAGCUUCACCUGCUGAACCAGAUGGAAUGCUGGGGUCUCCUGUAUACGUUCCUGUGAAGUAUGAGAAUUACGACAGCCAUACAAGUGGAGGGGAGUCAGAUGAUGCCUGUAAUGGCGGUUCAAACAAAACAGUGAGGUUCAGCAAAGUGUCAGAAGUUCGCCAACUUUCAGAAAAAUAUGCUUUAGAGCACAACUUGGCUCGCUUGUCCUACCAGGCAAGCAUGGAAGCAACAGAAAAGCUUACUAUUCUACAGAAUCGAUUGCCGGUGAAACAAGUGGUGAAGCUAGCCUUCUACUUUGGCUUACUGUGGUUCUGUGCCAGCUACAUGUACCAACUGGCGGUUGAACGAACAGAGGCUGCAGUUGUAAACAUACUCUCAGCCACGUCCGGUUUGUUCACUCUCAUUUGUGCAGCUAUAUUUCCUAGUGGACCCACUGACAAGUUUACUCUCUCCAAACUUACAGCAGUUAUCAUCAGCUUGUUAGGUGUAACAAUGGUAUGUGAGGCAGAUCUCAAGUUUGAAAAGUCUUUCCAGGUUGGAGCCUUGUGGGCUUUGAUCAGCGCCAUGUUUUAUGCCUUUUACCUGGUUCUUAUACGAAGGAAAAUUGACAAUGAGGAUAAGAUAGACAUACCUAUGUUUUUUGGGUUUGUAGGGGUAAUAUGUGCACUACUGCUGUGGCCAGGUUUUUUGAUAUUGCACUUCUCCAAGGAAGAAACAUUUCAGUGGCCCACAAGAUUACAGUGGAUGUUCAUACUUCUGAAUGGGGCCAUUGGUACGGUGCUGUCAGAAUUUUUAUGGCUGCUUGGCUGCUUCCUAACGUCUUCACUCAUAGGAACACUCUCCUUGAGUCUUGUCAUUCCACUCAGUAUGGUUGCUGAUGGAGCUGUUAAAAGUAUUCAUUACAGCAAAUGGCUCUACUUGGGCUCAGUGCCGGUCAUCUUCUCCUUUGUUGUGGUUAGUUUGUUGACCCACUGGGAAAACUGGGACCCCGUCAUGCUCGGGAUCAAGAAAAUCUGGCAGUGCUUUUGCAGGAGAAGGCUUACUGUCCGGGUGCGAGAGCUAGAUAGAGAACAGACGGCAAGUUUGAUAACAGAAGAGAGUCAUCACUGA